This is a messenger RNA of Symbiodinium pilosum, 831 nucleotides long. NCBI's taxonomy places the organism in Eukaryota, Dinophyceae, Suessiales, Symbiodiniaceae. The record is from the annotation of a GenBank genome assembly.
GAGUACUCUGUGGACGUCGUCAUGCCGUAUUGCAAUGAGCCUUUGGACGACCUCUUAUCGAAAAAGACGGGCUACGAGGAGGAUUGGCUCGUCUCUCCAGUGCCAUUAAGGCAUGCUCGUCUGCUUCUGUAUCGCCUGGAGGGCUGCGUAGGAGAAGCUGGCCCUGCUUCGCUACCACCACGGGCAGCGAAGGUUGCUGAGCUUUUUUCUUCCCUCGAGGUCAUUCCUGUUGCUGCUAGUCCCAAUGCUUGGGAAUCUGCCAGGUACUUCUUGCACAUGGCGCGCAGGUACGAUGUGCUUGCCGACUUCACCAUUGUGCUUCACCCGGACGUCUUUGAGCAUGUCAACCCGCGAACUCUGCGCAAUGUGCUGCAGUCCAUUCGUGUUGGCAGCUUUCGGCAAGCUGCUGGGCAGCUUGGCAGCUGGCAUGAGUAUUUGUCUCUUUCGCACCACUAUCUGAUGCGGCCCUCUCGUGCGAGAUUUGCAUCCACCAACUGCACAGAUGUGGAUUUGGGCUUCCGCGACCUUUGGUGGCGGCUGUUUGGAGAUGAGAAAGGCAAUCUCACCGAGACUUCGGACUUCGGCUUCUACUGCUGCUCACAGUUUCUGGUCCACAAGGAUGCUGUACGACGGCGACCAAAGUCCUGGUAUGAGGCCGCUGUCGACAGCGUCGCCUGGGAGCAUUGUGCAACUAGCUACAUGGAGUUGCUUUGGCAUGGAAUCUUCUCUUCAGGCGAGCUCCAUGAGCGGAAGCGACAGGAGAGAGCGGAGCUCCCCUUGUUCCUCAAGGUGGAUAACUUCCUUGAGUCGACAUCGGACGGCCUGGUGUAA